Molecule: messenger RNA, 2171 nt
Organism: Nicotiana tabacum (common tobacco)
Lineage: Eukaryota; Viridiplantae; Streptophyta; Magnoliopsida; Solanales; Solanaceae
Product: protein PHR1-LIKE 1-like
Molecular function (GO): DNA binding; DNA-binding transcription factor activity
Source: RefSeq, a predicted model, not a curated record
AAAGGCCAUUAUUAUUUUUUUCCUUUUCUGGUUUUGUUGAUGGAGGUGGGUGGUAUUGAUUGAUUAUUGAAAGGUGGUAUUAGUGAUAUAGUUCUUUUUUUUUUCUUUUUUAAUUUUUGGCUAGGUUACUAGUUAACUUGCUUGUUUAGGAUUUGUAUAUCAGUAAACAAUGUAGAGUAGUAACACGAAAAAAAGGGUCCAACUCGAGUGGAAUUGAUAUUGAGGAUUCAUAUAGCUGAUCUCGACUAGUUUGGAAUUGAGAUUUGUAGUUCUUGUUGACGCACUAGUUACUUUUCUUAACAUGAGUUCAUCAUUUUGUGUCUAAAAUAAACACGCCCUUGAGUUAUGAAGAUCUUAAAUUUUAAAGAAAAUAAGUGUUCAUGGUAUCAAAGUUUGUCCGUAGAAGUUAAUUUAUGUUAAAUUGAUUGGGACCAAUGGAGUAAAGCGUGUGAAAUUCUUUAAUUAAUAAGCAUGUGAUUUUUAUAAUUUUUCAUCAGUUUCAGUCAUACUCCAAUUUCACUGAUAUAAGCUUUGUCUUUUCUGGCCACAGAUAUACGGUGUUCAAGGUUGAGAACUGUCAUUUUAGAAUUCGUUUUUUGACUAUGGGUUGAAACCGUUUUGUUAAUCUUAAAGUUUUUAAUUCAAUUUAUGGAAAAAAAUGGACAUGCGCCGUACAUUAUGUAUUCAAAGAUCUAGUGAAGCACAACACAGCAACAUGGGUGUCUCUGGAGCUAUGUCAACAUCUUUAUCCAUUUUGCCGUCAUUGGAAGAGAAGUAUCUGAAAUUGCCAGAUUCUCUGUAUGUGUUCACAGAAAAGGAGCGAACCGCAAACCUCAUUUCCUCACAGGCAAUCCCAUCAGCAUCUAGGAGUGGAACAGUAGGGCAUCUAUUAUCUUCCUCUUCUGGACCACAGAAAGAUUUUCACUUUUCUCCUACCUCUUCUCAAGAAAAUAGGCAACAUAACUAUGCAUUUAUUUCAAGUGAAGCUUCUGCAGCGACCUGCCAAUCUUCACUCUUAUGUAUGCAUUCGACAUCAUUGGAUAAUUACCCUAUUGGGAACAGCAGUAAUUCCUGGGGCAAAGAUGCAUAUCAUGACUUCACCAAUUUUCCUACGAAUGUUCCUGUUCAGAAUGGCCGAGUGGAAAACCUUCCAGUUGUCAUGGCAUCUGAUGACCAUGCUAAGAGAUCUGAUUGGCAGGAGUGGGCUGAUCAGCUAAUUAAUGAUGAUGAUGUUUUGCAUUCGAGCUGGAGCAAUAUUCUUGUUGAUGUCAAUCCUCCAGAUUCAGAACCUAAGCUGCUUGGAGCAUCUGAAGUCCUUGCUUGUCGGCCCCAACCUACUCCUAUUGCACCUUGCGAGCAAAGUUUCCCAGUUGGUAGCCCGUCAUCUUCCACAGCGUUGACGAAAUCUCGUAUGCGUUGGACACCUGAGCUUCAUGAAGUCUUUGUAGAAGCUGUCAGUAAGCUUGGCGGUAGCGAAAAAGCUACACCAAAGGGUGUCUUGAAGCUCAUGAAUGUUGAAGGCCUAACCAUCUAUCAUGUCAAAAGCCACUUGCAGAAAUAUAGAACUGCCAGAUACAAACCAGAACCAUCGGAAGGAACACCGGAAAAGAAGCCCACCAGUGUGACAGAGAUGCCAUCUUUGGACCUGAAAGCGACUAUGGGGAUAACAGAGGCACUAAGAAUGCAGAUGGAAGUCCAAAAGCAGCUUCAUGAACAACUUGAGAUCCAAAGAAAGUUGCAGUUGCGGAUUGAAGAACAGGGUAAAUACCUCGAAAUGAUGUUUGAGAAGACAAAAGGCAUGGGGAAAGAUCUAAAGAUAUCAUCAUCACUAAAAACAGAUGAACAUCCUUCACCAUCCACCAAGACGAAGCAUUUGCCUCCCAACGAUAAAUCAGAAGCACUAGAGCAGGAUCCUCUUAGUUCGAACAAUGCUUCAAGUUCCGCAGGGGAGUUUACACAUGGCAAAAACAAGGAAGGGAACUCACUGGAAAGGGAAACUUGUGAAGAUCACGGCUCAGAUGUUAGAGACUUGUGUUCACCUCCAUCGAAACGAGCAAAAACUGAGGAAACAUCAGCUUCAUGAAACUUCAGACUCAUUUGUAAUAUGUGCUGAAAUGUGAAUUGUCUUUGCAAAUGCUGUUCAUUUGAUAAAAGCUUCUGGUUUAAAAAUA